CAAUCACCGAGUGUAACUACAUAAAAAAAUUUGACAGUAUAAACAAGCGUUUUAUUUCUUUCUUUUUUAUCCUUUUAGAUUAAAGUUACAGCGAUGGCAGAUACAAAAGCCAAAGCUCCAGCCAAGGCUGCUAAGACUGCCAAGGUAGCAACACCAGGCAAAUCAACCAGAGGUGCACCUCGUAAUUAUGAUCUCGGUAAUGGAGUAUAUCGUUUCAGCAGAACCCGUAUGUACCACAAAAAGGCACUAUACAAAUUUGUUGGAAAAAAAAAUCCAAAGGCUGAAAAGCCAAAAAAACCAUUGACAGUUGUUAAACCUAUCAAUGGUGAAAAGAAUGGAGGAACACGUACUGUUCGUCUUCUUAAAAGACGUGCCAGUUAUCCAACAACUGACCCCAUCAACGCUCAUCAUGGAAAAAAAUGUUUCCGUGAUCAUACUAGAUACGUUAGACCAUCACUUGUUCCAGGAACAGUAUGUAUUUUGUUAGCUGGUGUUCACAAAGGCAAACGUGUUGUCUUAUUAAAAGCACUUAAAAGUGGACUUCUUUUGGUCACCGGUCCAUUCUUGAUCAAUGCUUGCCCAAUGAGACGAGUUAGCCAAAACUACGUCAUUGCAACAUCAACAAGAAUCCCACUCAAUGGCAAAGUUCCAUCCAAAUUCGAUGAUGAUUACUUCAUUAGAAAACGUGAAAAACGUGCAAAGAAAGAAGAAGGUGAUAUCUUUGCAACAAAAAAAGAAGCUUACAAAGCAUCAGAUGAACGUAAAGCUGAUCAAAAAAUUGUUGAUAAAAUUGUAAUUGACGCAAUCAAAAAACACGCAGACAAAAAAAUGUUGUUCACCUAUUUGUCAGCUAUGUUUGGAUUACGCAGUAGUCAAUAUCCACACAGAAUGAAGUUUUAAAUUGUGGGUGUUUGAUAUUGAUGUGAAUAAAAAAAAAAUAAUACUAUAUAAUA
Aphidius gifuensis is the source of this 953-nucleotide messenger RNA. Its product is annotated as 60S ribosomal protein L6-like. The coding region runs from base 94 to 900 and encodes 268 amino acids. Gene Ontology annotation, molecular function: RNA binding; structural constituent of ribosome. The record is from RefSeq and is a predicted model, not a curated record. The transcript has 3 exons. Gene Ontology annotation, biological process: ribosomal large subunit assembly; cytoplasmic translation. NCBI's taxonomy places the organism in Eukaryota, Metazoa, Arthropoda, Insecta, Hymenoptera, Braconidae. Gene Ontology annotation, cellular component: cytosolic large ribosomal subunit; ribosome.